GACGCCGCGCGCGCGCUCAGAGCCGCGCGAUUGAGACUUGGCGGAGGAGCGUUAGGCCGGGGCGCUCACUCAUGAGGAGCAGGAAGCUUACAGGUGGAGUGCGGUCCUCAGCACGCCUUCGGGCCCGGAGUUACUCUUCAGCCAGCUUGGCCUCUGCCAGGGACGUUACCAGCUCCACAUCUGCUAAAACAACAUGUCUGGCUUCCUCAUCACACAAAGCUACGGACAGACGAACUUCCAAAAAGUUCAAGUAUGACAAAGGUCACCUUGUGAAGGCAGAAUUACAAAAACUUGACCCUAAGAGUGACAUUUCUUCUUUGCCAAAAGUGGCCCCCGUGGCUCCUUGUGAAAAUAAGUUUGCGGAGGACAGUGCUGAGGCUGCUGUCUCUGUACCAGAGAGCAGAGAGCCGCCUCAGGGCUGCUCCACGCCUGCGAGUGAGGAACCCUCAGUAAAGGCUGAGAAUGGCCUGUCCACAGAACCCAGCAGUGCCGCUGCAGCCCAGGAGCCCGAUGACAGCUCUGCCGGACAGGCAGAGCCUGUGCCCAGGACAGAGGAGGUGCGGGCAUCCGUGCUUCAGAUGGACAGCAGCAUCUUUCUAGAUGAUGACAGCAACCAGCCCAUGCCUGUGAGUCGCUUCUUCGGGAAUGUCGAGCUUAUGCAGGAUCUGCCACCAGCCUCUUCAUCUUAUCCUUCCAUGAGCAGAAGAGAAUUCAGAAAAAUGCACUUCAGAGCCAAAGAUGACGAGGAUGACGCUGAGGGGUAGAGCUGCGGGCGCCUUGCAGCCGGUGUCAAGAUUCUGUAUGGCAUCUUUCAGAGAACACGCUCUGAGAACAAGGUGGACAUCAGUGUCACUGGCUGGCACAGACGCCCAGGCGCACCAUGCUGGCACAGGGGGCUGGGCAGUGGAAAACAAGGAAAACUCCUGAGAGCUUUGGCUGUGGUAACAGGCUUACUUUCCAUGCCAGACUGAUCACCGGGGAUGAAUUCUGCUGGAAGGACUCCUGUUUCUGAGUGGCGCUAACCAUUUGACCUGGUAGUUUUUGCAAAGUAUAUAUGAGAAAGAAAUAAAAUAUAUUUUGAAAAUACUUUUAAAGAAA
Mus musculus (house mouse) is the source of this 1098-nucleotide messenger RNA. RefSeq names its product RIKEN cDNA A430005L14 gene. Lineage: Eukaryota; Metazoa; Chordata; Mammalia; Rodentia; Muridae. The record is from RefSeq and is marked validated. Bases 72 to 764 code for a protein of 230 amino acids. The transcript has 4 exons. Gene Ontology annotation, cellular component: nucleus; nucleoplasm.